CAAUGUGUGUUUCCGGUUCAAUUACGUCACAUUUCUACACAACAUGGCGGCCUCCUUCAUCCUACGGUCCUCGGUGCUCCGCAGGACACUGCUCGGAACACGGGGACAUACCGCCUCCUCUGCGGGGCUCCGAUGUGUCUGCUCCGCGGCUCCAGGAGCAGCCCAGCCGGUGAUUGUAGAGUCCACGGACGAGUACAGGUUCGUGGAGCGGCUCAUCCCGUCGACCCGGGUACCCACUCCGCCUCAGCACGCCGGUCCCACACCGUCAGGGUGGACCCCUCCGGCGGCCUCACCGCCGCCUCUGCCGUACAUGAUCCGCCGCUCGCGCAUGCACAACAUCCCGGUGUACACCGACCUGACCCACGGCAACCGGAAGACCACGCUUGUACGGAAAGUUGAGGGGGACAUCUGGGCUUUGGAGAAGGACGUGAGGGAGCACCUCAAGGAGGUGACGGGGAUAGACCUGCCCACUCAGGUGAACGAGGUCACAAUGACCCUGAAGGUCAAAGGUCACUUCGAUGUGGAGCUGAAGCAGUGGUUGGCAGGUAAAGGAUUCUGAGUGAACGCCUGAGGAUGAGCUCACAGGGUUGUGUGGACCUGACACACUCCUACAUGACUCUGACCCUGCUCUAUGUGAUGACCAUAGACUGUAUAAAAUAUAUGAUGAUGACUGACUCUUCUGAACCUGGCGAUGACGUCAUGAGGAAGUUAAACUCUGUACAUACCGGUCUGUAAAAACUGAGACAUUAAAUGAUUAAGCAUCA
Messenger RNA from Notolabrus celidotus (New Zealand spotty), 764 nucleotides. RefSeq names its product mitochondrial ribosomal protein L49 (gene mrpl49). Gene Ontology annotation, molecular function: structural constituent of ribosome. The coding region runs from base 44 to 559 and encodes 171 amino acids. NCBI's taxonomy places the organism in Eukaryota, Metazoa, Chordata, Actinopteri, Labriformes, Labridae. Gene Ontology annotation, biological process: translation. The transcript has a single exon. Gene Ontology annotation, cellular component: ribosome; mitochondrial large ribosomal subunit. The record is from RefSeq and is a predicted model, not a curated record.